AUGGGAGGUCCAGAGUACGUAUUCUACAAGACUAGAGGCGACAACCCCAGGAAGGGCGCGCGGGAGAGAGAGAGACAGUAUUACUACCACAUACACAAGGGCAAGAAGCAGCAGCCACCAAGCAGCCCAGUUGGCAGCGGCGGCGGCAGCAGCCCUGAAGACAGGGGGGGGGGGAGCAGCGGAGGGGUGGAAAAGGGAGAGAUCCCCUGGGUGCUGCGGUGGAAGCGAGAAGCCGAGGAGCAAGGGUCAGAGAACAGAGAGACAUGCCCGGAUGCCCAUGUGUUCGAUGCCGCCAAGCCAAAUAGGACGGAAAGAUCGGAAAUACACUACACCGUAGGCCAGCCACAAGCGCGCGGUGCUGGAACGAGGAAGAGGACGAAGCAGCCUGAGGCCGGAAAUAACGACGGCCUUUGCCGUCGCAACUGGGGGAUGAAUCUCGGCCUGAGUGCGCAGCAGGGCAGACGCAAAUGCGAGGGCCCCCCAAGCCAGAGUCGGAGAAUGGAUAAAAAGAAAAUGGAGGCUGUCUCCGAACUGGAGCACAAGGACGGGACCGACCACCGGAGAGCUGGAUCUUCCCGGUAUCACCUAGAACGCGUCACCAACUCGCCUCACCUCUACUCCCUCGACAACCCCACCCCCCUUCCCGGUGAAAUGCGAAUGCUUCAUUGGUAG
Messenger RNA from Thermothelomyces thermophilus ATCC 42464, 672 nucleotides. RefSeq lists its product as uncharacterized. The transcript is spliced from 7 exons. Bases 1 to 672 code for a protein of 223 amino acids. The record is from RefSeq and is a predicted model, not a curated record. Lineage: Eukaryota; Fungi; Ascomycota; Sordariomycetes; Sordariales; Chaetomiaceae.